Sphaerodactylus townsendi is the source of this 1894-nucleotide messenger RNA. It is a transcript of the gene TNMD, whose product is annotated as tenomodulin. Gene Ontology annotation, biological process: negative regulation of angiogenesis; negative regulation of endothelial cell proliferation. The record is from RefSeq and is a predicted model, not a curated record. Lineage: Eukaryota; Metazoa; Chordata; Lepidosauria; Squamata; Sphaerodactylidae. The transcript has 7 exons. Bases 147 to 1106 code for a protein of 319 amino acids.
CAAUCCCUCACAGCCAGCCUGAGCUAGACAGCAAACUUUUCCCUCUCAGCACAGUUGGAGCCAAUGCAGUCUGACUCCACCUCAGCUCCAGUGCGCUCGCCUCCUCUCUGCGCACAGAAGGGCAUUUUACACCGACAGGAGACAAUAUGGGAAAACCACCCCAGGAGGGCUCAGAAGAGCCAUUCAAAAUCCAAGAUGCGGAAACUUCUAAAGCCCAGAAGGCACCUGGCAGAAGAUACAAGGUCUGCGGGGUGCUGUUCUGCAUCUUGGUCCUCUCUCUCAUCCUGACAUUUCUUGGUGUCCACUAUUUUUGGAACCUACCGCCCCACAAAAUUUAUGACAUGGAGCACACCUUCUUCAGCCAAGGGGAGAUGCAAAAGAUAUUAAUGAAAAUUGACCCUCUCAGUGGGACAGAGAUUUUUCAAAGUGGAAAGGGCAAUGAAGAAGUUCUGGAAAUCCAUGACUUCAAAAAUGGAAUAACCGGCAUCUUUUUCGUGGGGGACCCUAAAUGCUUCAUCAGAAGUCAAAUGAAAGGGAUACCCAAAAUGUCCGAAGUGGAGGAGGAGGAGCCUGAGGGCGAGGAAGUGACCACCUAUUUCGAACAAUCAGUGGUCUGGGUUCCCAGGGAGGAGCCUAUUGACAACAAAGACUUCCUGGAGAAUUCCAAGAUUUUUGACCUCUGCAAAAAUGUGACUACGUACUGGAUCCACCCAACCUUGCUAACAGAACCAGAGCCCCUCGACUUUGAAAAUGAAGGCGAGGCCGAUGAUCAGUUUCUUGCAAACAGGCUAGGGCAGGAGGAAAUGAGAGAGAAUCGUUUGGCUAAGCAUGCAAGAGCGAGCCCCAGACGUCAAGCCCGCCAACUUACUGAACAGGACUUACCUGUGAACGACUACACUGAAAAUGGGCUCGAGUUCCACUCCAUGUGGGAUGCAAGAGGAUACUGCUGCGCCCGCUGCCGCCGCGCCCAUCGAUACUGCCGGAGGGUGUGUGAGCCUCUGCUGGGAUAUUACCCGUACCCCUACUGUUAUCAAGGAGGGAGAGUUAUUUGCCGUGUAAUCAUGCCCUGUAACUGGUGGAUUGCGCGGAUGUUGGGGCGAGUGUAAACCCCUGGGGCAAGCAACUCUGGCACAAAACACACCGCCAUUCAGGAGACACACAUAGCCCAGAUCCCAGAGGCACAUGUGUGCUACCAACAUUCUAGCUCCCGUUACCAUGAUUUGAUGGAAGCCACACUGAAAUUAAUGAGAGUGGUACUACACGCCUUCUUAGUGCCCGUCAACAGGCCCCUACCAAAAGGGCAGGGGCUCUGCUAGAGCCUCCUCUCCCGAGAUAGCUUUUAAUGCCUAAACAGUAGUUGGAACUUGGAUGAUUAGAUGUAAUUUAGAGGGGAAAACUCAAGUCAGUCCUAAGAAACCAAGUUAUUGUUGUGCUCCAGAAAGCAUUUGAUGCCCGAGAUCUUCCAGAAUCAUUCUUUCCCAGAAAAUAAUUAUGCUAAGUCUCCUUUAUAGAUAAGGUAUCUCCUGCAGAAGACAUGUGAAAUGACCACAGCCUGCAUUAAGUGUUAUAUUGUACUGAAAAGACAUCAGGUGUACCUUUAUCCAGCAUACAUUUUCUGGAGCACAUCAAUAAAUGGGUUUCGGAGAAGCUCUUUAAAGUCUGCUUCAUAUGCCCGUCCCCUUUCUGAUUGUGGGGCAAAAAAGUAUCACCGUCUCUCCCCCGGUCCCAUCACUACUAAUGUCUUGAAAUACUUCCCUGCAGUAAGGUGAACAGACAGCAGCUUAGAAUCAUAGAGUUGGAAGAGACCCCAAGGGCCAUCAAGUCCAACCCUCUGCAAUGCAGGAACACAUAAUUCAAGCGCUCCUGACAGAUGGCCAUCCUGCCUCUGUUUAAA